AUCGCUGUCAGUGAGUGAAGCGUCGUACCGUCGUAUAUACAUCGCUGAUCUGCCGGGGAGUGGUGACCUUCCGCGUCCUUAAGCUCGACGUAGACGUCUAUGUCGUCAGUUGGCCCGAAACCUUGUAGAAGGUGACACGCGGUGCUCUUCGACAGAUCGCUUCAGGCCAUUUGACGUUUCCUCAAAGUCGAGCGACAAACUCAUAACAUCAAGCCUGCCAAAAUGGGCUGGAUUACCGUCAACGACCAGAUGGCUGGUACACCAAACACCGUUGCCCUGAACGCGCAGUAUCAGCUGGACCACAUGUGUGCCCUCGACAUCAAUUCUCAUGUCUCCUUCGUCCGACUUUCGGGCAUCAUUUGCACCAUCGGGCCUGCCUCUCGCAGUGUCGAAGUACUCGAGAAGAUGAUCGAAACUGGCAUGAACAUUGCCAGGUUGAACUUUUCUCACGGUUCCCACGAGUACCACGCGGAAACCAUCGCCAACGUCAGACAGGCGCAGAAAAACCUCUCCGCCAAAAAUGCCAUCACUGUCCCCGUGGCCAUCGCUCUGGACACUAAGGGACCAGAAAUUCGUACCGGUCUUUUGGAAGGCGGAGGUGCUGCCGAGGUGGAACUAGUAAAGGGCGAAACCUUCAAGCUGUCUACAGACAAAGCAUAUGCCGAAAAGGGCAAUGCUUCAAUCGUUUACGUCGAUUACGACAAUAUCAGCAAGGUGUUGAGUGUCGGGAAUCGCGUUUACGUUGACGACGGGUUGAUCUCGCUAGUCGUUACAGCUGUCGCUCCAACUCAAAUUACAACGACAAUUGAAAAUGGAGGAUUGCUGGGCUCCCGGAAGGGAGUCAAUUUGCCGGGUGUUCCUGUAGACUUGCCGGCAGUAUCCGAGAAGGACAAGUCUGACUUGCAGUUCGGCGUCGAUCAAGAGGUCGACAUGAUAUUCGCUUCCUUUAUCCGCAAUGCCUCUGCCCUUUCCGAAAUUCGCGCGAUCCUUGGCGAGAAGGGCAAAAACAUCAAGAUCAUAUCCAAGAUCGAGAACCAACAGGGCAUAAACAACCUCGACGAGAUCAUCAACGUGUCCGAUGGCAUCAUGGUGGCUCGAGGUGAUCUGGGUAUCGAGAUACCCGCCGAGAAGGUCUUCCUUGCCCAAAAGACCAUGAUCUCCAGAUGCAACAAGGUCGGAAAACCUGUGAUCUGCGCUACCCAGAUGUUGGAGUCCAUGGUCAAGAAACCACGUCCGACCAGAGCCGAAACAUCCGAUGUGGCUAAUGCCAUUUUAGAUGGAGCUGACUGUGUCAUGCUCUCAGGUGAGACGGCGAAAGGUGACUAUCCUCUGGAGUGCGUCCGCAUGAUGGCGGACAUCUGCAAAGAAGCAGAAGCUGCUCUUUGGCAGAAACAAAUCUUUUUGGAUCUCACCAGCAAGGCGAUUCCACCGAUCGAUGCUACCCACGCGGUUGCGAUCGCUGCGGUAGAAGUUUCUGCCAAAUGUCUUGCCUCCGCCAUAAUCGUUAUCACAACUUCCGGACGUUCGUCUCAUCUCAUUUCGAAGUACAGACCUCGUUGUCCGAUUAUCUCCGUCACCAGGUUCCAUCAAGUUGCUCGUCAGUCGCAUCUCUACCGUGGAAUUCUACCUCUGCAUUAUACAGAAGCACCACUGAGUGACUGGCUUCAGGAUGUGGAUGUUCGCGUACAAUUUGGAUUGAACUUUGGCAAGAGUCGCGGUUUUAUAAAGACUGGAGACACCGUUGUGGUGGUUACCGGAUGGAAACAAGGCUCCGGCUUUACGAAUACUCUGCGCAUUGUGACGGUCACUGAACGCCCACCAGCUGGCCUGGUUUAGGAUAUGAAGAUACCAUGGAUAGUCAUCAUAAAGAGAAAAUACAUAGUGUAUCAUCAAGAUACGCGUUUUCGUUGAGAUUUGGUUGUCGUCGGCGUCCUUUCCUAGGUUAGAGUCAGUAUCAUUAUACUGUCGAAGAAUAUACAGAGGCGCACUGUAAGAAGUUAAAGUCCGUUGAAUAUCGAGGUAUAAUCUAAAUAAAUUAUCAACAAGGAACCGCGUCGAACAUUUUGUACUUGGCAGAAGUCCUUCCUAUGCGACAUUUGCUCCUAAAUAUAUUCUCUGCAAGGUCGUGCUUUA
Messenger RNA from Orussus abietinus, 2133 nucleotides. RefSeq names its product pyruvate kinase. The record is from RefSeq and is a predicted model, not a curated record. Gene Ontology annotation, cellular component: cytoplasm. Gene Ontology annotation, molecular function: potassium ion binding; magnesium ion binding; pyruvate kinase activity. Gene Ontology annotation, biological process: glycolytic process. The transcript has 8 exons. The coding region runs from base 223 to 1836 and encodes 537 amino acids. Lineage: Eukaryota; Metazoa; Arthropoda; Insecta; Hymenoptera; Orussidae.